CAACAGAGCGCGCGAUAUUUUAGUCCACAUGAGAGAAAUAACGUGAGUCCUACGACUGGUAAUCUGACAGUUUUGAAUUCAACGCAAUGUUAUCCGCCACCCAAUGAGAAUCUUCUCCACCGUCCAUCAUGUCUAACGUGUCCGACAAUCGGCGAUCAUUGCGAUCAUCCAACAGCAUCGACAAUCCCACCUCAUCCAUCACACUUCCAUCCAUUUCAUCACAAUGCACACGGAUCGAUAAAUCAUCCAAUGGCUGAUGGUGGAAACAAGAACCUGAUGACAAAUCAACAUCCAACUUACGAUUCCUGCCACAACUUCGAUCGAACCAGUAUAGGUCGGAGGCGUAAUGAUAGCUUAGAAGAAAGUGCAAACAAUCUUCCCGAUUAUUUCAAUGAGUGUGUGAAGAAAGAAUCAAUCACACCACCAAAUAUCAUAAAAUCAAACAACAUAAACAACAACAACAACAAUAAUGUUAUUCACAAAAAUAAUAACAACAAUAACAAUAAUGAAGUUGAACGAAGUCCAUCAAUUCUUCAACUUAAAACAGAACCAAUUGGAAAUCCAGAUAGCCCUGAAUCAUCAUCAAUCGAUCCCCAACAGCCAACAACAACGCCAGAUGAUUGCGCAGGUUGUGGUCGACUAAUUCAGGAUCGUUUCUAUUUAUCAGCAAUCGAUAAGAAAUGGCAUUCAGGUUGUUUGCAAUGUUGCAUUUGUGAGAAUGCACUUGAUGGUCAAACGUCGCUUUUCUGUCGCGAAGGAAACAUUUACUGCAAAAGUGAUUACUAUAGGUGA
Molecule: messenger RNA, 792 nt
Organism: Clunio marinus
Lineage: Eukaryota; Metazoa; Arthropoda; Insecta; Diptera; Chironomidae
Source: the annotation of a GenBank genome assembly